AGAGGAGGCGCGUCAUCACCUCGCGGCGGCGGCGUCCUUAGACGAGCAGGGCCUUCCCAUCAUGCACUGGGAGGACCUGAGCCAACGGAUCGCCGAGCUGGAGCAACAGGAGCAGGAGAGGAGGGAAAGGUCAAAGAGCGGGACGGGGAGGACGGAGGACGGGGCAGAGUGGAGACACGUUUGGGACGACGACGACUGCAGGAGGCGUCGAGUCGCCGUCGUCACGUCACGAUUUCACAACCACAGAAACCUGCAGCUGUGCUUCAUCAACAACAGCGACAGCGACGAUGACGAGGAGAGCAACGAAAAGGUUCCCAACGGUCGCCGCGGCGCCGGGCUGAAACAGGAAGUGGCGACGGCUCUGAGGACGCUGAGAGACAAAGUGCUGGCAGAGCAGAAGGAGAGCGAGCGUCUGGCCGGCAGCAGCUGUGUGGCCGAGCGGAAACAUCUGGAGCGUUGGGAGCUACAGGAGCGCUCAGUGCUGCAGCUCAGCAGCUUGAGAGCAUCACUUCAACAGGAAGUACACGCUCUGAGCUCUGAUCUCGUGGCUCACCUGUUGGUACGAGACCAGCUGAGGACGAAGCAGGACGCCAUGCUGCUGGACGUGCAGGACCUGACCUAACGCCUCCACUACGGGAACACCCGGGCGCUCCGGGACCAGGUUCUACCGCUCGUUAGCCGAGACGAGUCUUCAACUUCAGCUCAGCUGAUAAUUUAUCUGAACCGACCAAUCGCUGACGUCCGGAGCCGCAGAGAGAGAAACGACGGAAUCAGCUGCAGACUCUUCAGGUCGUACAGGAUUUACCCGACGACAAAAGGAAUUAUGACUCGGUACACGACAGCAAGAGAAGAAAGUUUCAACAAAGACUUCAGUUGGGUUGUUUGGAGUGAAGACAGCGACGUCUGUAAAGCAUCCGAAGAGAAACACAACACAACUUGUGGAUUUUCUUUAACAUUUCUUCCAAACUUCACUUGGCCAGUCGCUGUUUUGGUCGACUCAUUCAUCUCCUCAGGAUCUGAUAUUUUCAGGUUUGGGUCCAGUUUUAUUUUAAUCGUACCAGUUAAGUAAACGUCCGGAAGGGAAGAAGAGGUGAAGAAGGUCCAGUUCAACCACAGAACGUCACAGCGCCCCCUGGUGGCCGUUCUGGUCUUGCGGAUGUUGGUUCAUGUUUCCGAUCAGUUAUUUGAUUCUAUAAACGGAGCUGUGACGUCAUGACUGACGGCUGGAACCGGCUCCUGAUUGGUCGGACUCGUCUUCAUGUUCGGUCUGUGGUCAGAAGUUGUUGUUCAUGCACCGGCGACGAGGCGUUGAGUUUCAGAUGUUGCACUUUUCUUUGACACCAGGUUUCUGAUCGGAAGUGUGAACGGAGGAGUUUUUGUUUCAGUUGGCCGUCACAAACCAGCUUUUGGUCUAUUAAGUCCAUUUCUGAAUCUUCUCAUCCUGUUUAUGCAGUUAAAAUGUUCACCAUGUCAUGUUGGUAUCAUUUAUUUCACCCGAUCAUUAUUUUUUAAUAAUUUUAUCAUGACUCAAGUAUCGGGAUAAAAUCAUACAUUAUUUUACUUUGACUCACUGGAUCAACACAAAAAAACCUGAAAUCCGAUUCAGGAAAUUAUGUUAUUUUUACUCUCAGUGAAGAGUUUUAAAUGUUGUUUCCAAAUCUAACGAGAACAUCUAGUUCUGUAUUUUACACUAAAUAUACAGGUGCAUCUCAAUAAAUUAGAAUAUGAUAGAAAAGUUUAUUUACGUCAGUAAUUCAAUUCAAAAAGGUUAAAUAACACAUUAUAUAGAUUACAUUACACACAGAAUGAAACAUUUCAUGUCCUUAUUUAUUUAAUUUCUUCUAAUUAUAAUGAUUAUGGCUUACAUUUAAUGAAGACCUAAAAUUAAGUGUCUCAAAAAAAAUGUGAAUAUUAGAAUACCAAUUUUAAAAAGUAUGUUUAAUAUGUAAAUGUUGGCCUCUGAAAAGUAUGUCAUCUAUAUGACUCAAUACUUGGUUGGGGAUGUUUUACUUGAACUACUGAAAUGGACUUUUCAUCAUAUUCUAAUUUAACGAGAUGAUCACGUGAUUAUGAUGACGUGCGAUGGCGGCGCGAUUUCAAAUGGAGGGCAGGAAGUAAACAUCAGUAGCCUGAACAUGGAGGAAAACAUCGUCCGCACAAUCACCCGCUAACAUUAGCACGCUAGCUCGCCUGUAUCAAUCACAUUGCAGUUAAACAAAUCAAAUAAAUGAAUGAAACAUGUUUAAGUUGGUCUCUCUCAACGGGACGAGUUGGUCUUAGUCUCGCUAGCCCGCUAAUGUGAGCACGCUAUCGAUCGCCUGCUAACGUUAGCACGCUAUUGAUUGGCCACUAACGUUAGCACGCUAGCUGGCCUGUAUUAAUCACAUUGCAGUUAAACAAAUCAAAUAAAUGAAUGAGACAUGUUUAAGUUAGUCUUUGUCUCGCUAGCCGGCUAAUGUUAGCACGCUAUCGAUCGGCCACUAACGUUAGCAUGCUAGCUUGCCUGUGUCAAUCACAUUGCAGUUAUUUAAAUUAAUGAUACACAUUUUAGUUGGUCUCCCUCAACGGCACCGAGUUGGUCCUGGUCUCGCUAGCCUGCUACCAAUCACCUGAAAACGUUAGCACGAUAUUGAUCGGCCGCUAAUGUUAGCCCGCUAACCCGUAUCAAUCACAUUGCAGUUAAACAAAUCAAAUAAAUGAAUGAAACAUGUUUUAGUUGGUCUCUCUCAACGGAAAACGUUUUUUACCCAUUUAAAAAAAAGUUUUGUUUUUUGUAAAGAAUCUCAAAUAUGUAUUUUAAUGUCUCGAUGAGUGGCAUCGUUCACGUCGUCGUGGCGACUUUUCGUCUCUCAGAUUUGAGGCUUUGACGCGACUCAAUGAAUCUUUGGGAUCAACUUUUUAUUCAGCUUUCAUGUUCAGAAAUCAUCCAGAUGUUUUUCUUCAAGCCUUAUUUUAUUACUUCAGUAAUAAAUAUUAACAUUUUUCCAUUUUAAAUAAGUUUAAAGGAAAUUAAAUUAAUCCUGUAAAUAAGUAAAAGUACUAAAAGAAAAUUAUAAAAAGUUAAAGUUUAUAUUUGAUAUAAGGUACAGAAAUGUUUCCAUCCAAUAAUUUAAUUUUUUUAAAGCAUUUACAGCCAGUGAAUUGUGUUUUUAUUAUUAUCAUGCAAUUUAUGAUAUGAAAUUAUUUGUUGGUACAGUCAGAUUUUUAUUGUUUCAGACAUUAAAGGGAAAAAUCCACUUAAAACAGAUUUUUAAUAUUUUAACUCAAAGUUCGUCGCCACGGAAAUGUCUCGCAGUUUUUUUUUUAAUUUUCAUGAAUUUUUGGGGAUGUGAAGUUUUAUUCUGCAGUAAUUUAGCCGAUAAUAUUUAGAUAAUUUAAAAUGUGCCUUAUAAAGAAAUUAUAUUUUAUUCCCACAUUCUGAGCUUUCGUGUCUUUUUUUGGUUUCUUUUGUGUCUUUUUUUGUUUCUUUUUUUGUUACUUUCGCGUCUUUUUGGUCAUUUUUGUUUCUUUUGUGUCUUUUUUUUCUGUUUUGUGUCUUUUUGUUUCUUUCGCGCCAUUUUUUGUUUUUUGUGUCGUUUUUUUAUUCUUUUGUGUCUUUUUUUGGUCAUUUUGUGUUUUUUUGUUUCUUUUGUGUCUUUUUUUGUAUCUUUUCUGAAUGUCAUUUUCAUGAGGAAACUUUUUAUUCAUAAUUAUUUAAAGUCACACUGAAAUAAUAUUUUAUAGACAAACAUAAAUAUUUUGUGUUCCUGUUUGUUUCAUUGUGACUUUAAGAAUAUUUAGAGAUGUAUUUAAAAAAACCAACGCUGUAUAUAAAAUUAAUUACAAAUGUAAAACAUUAAUUCUGAAAUAUAUUUUGAUGCGUAACAGUUUUAUUUGGCGUCUCGUUUAUUGUGUCUGUGUUUUGGAUUUUUAUGUAAAUAAUCUGAAGAUAAAGUUCAGAGAAGUUGAAGAGUAAAAUCUGGUUGAGUAGAAACAGAAACAGCAGCUUCGCCACCAAUGACACAAACAUUAGUUUCAGCGCGACAUGAAUCAUUUUGUUGGAAGUGGAUCUGAAUUUAUUCACACUAAUGAGACGUUUGGUGUGAAAAGACUGG
Molecule: messenger RNA, 4094 nt
Organism: Centropristis striata (black sea bass)
Lineage: Eukaryota; Metazoa; Chordata; Actinopteri; Perciformes; Serranidae
Product: schwannomin-interacting protein 1
Exons: 6
Coding region: 62-622 (186 amino acids)
Biological process (GO): positive regulation of hippo signaling
Cellular component (GO): plasma membrane; cell junction
Source: RefSeq, a predicted model, not a curated record